AUGGGUCGUGCCGGUGAUGCAACGCACAAAGUUUCGGGUCGUGAUUCAAAAGGUGCGUCGAAUGUCACCCAACCUAUAGACCGCGCGAUGCCGUGCGAUCGCGUCGAGCGUCGGUGGACGCGGGCGACGGUUCGCGUCACUCGGACCGCGCGCGGCGGUGGACGACGACCGGGAGAUCGACCGGGUGAUCGCGCGAUGGCGCGCGCGCGUGGGACGCGGGGACGCGCGAUCGUCGCGGUGGUGCGCGCGAUCGUCGCGGGGGUGGGCGCGACCGCGGCGCGGGCGAACGAGGAAUUCGUCGCGUGUCGAGACGCGCGCGCGCAGGCGCCGAUCGAUGUCUCGGCGACGGCGGCGAUGGGCGCGAUGGCGAGCGAGACGUGGAAACGCGCGAUGGUGAGCGAUGUGAGGGGGAUGGUUUUGGUGAACGUGCACUUUCACGCGCCGGCGGAGCAUCGGAGCGAGGGAGAGUACUCGACGCGCGAGGUCUCCGAGACUGGAUUCUCGUGCGACGACGCCGCGACGCUGGGGUCGGACGGCGAGGCGUCGAAUGACGCCUUUGUGCACUGCGAAAACGUCGCGCUCGGUGAUACGGUGGAGUUACACUGGGUGUACUCCACGGGAGGCGAGCGCGGAGCGGAAAUCUCGGACGGUCUCGGCUCGGCGUUCGCGACUCAACGGAACCCGCUCAUCGUGGUUCGGGCGCAGGUCUUCCGGGUGACAAACGGUGGCGACGGCGCGUACGAUGAUGAUGCGAAAUCUUUGCUCUCUGGGUGGAACGCUUCGAUCGUCACGGACGCGCUUCAAUACAUCGGUUCGACCACCGGUUCGAAGUACGACUCGAUUGAUAAGUGCUCGCCAUACGCCGUAACUUGGCACGUCGAUCGUAAAUGCCAUAACAUCUCUGCGCGCAAGAUCGAUGAGAUGUGCGGCGAGAUGAAACGAACGUACUCAAUGACUGAAGACAUCCGCGCGCACGAAUCGCGGGAGCUUGUACCGCCUCGAUUGAUGACGAGCGAGACGCGACCUCUUGAGUCGCCGUUUUUCUGA
Ostreococcus tauri is the source of this 1047-nucleotide messenger RNA. Its product is annotated as Carbonic anhydrase, cadmium-binding. The record is from RefSeq and is a predicted model, not a curated record. The transcript has a single exon. NCBI's taxonomy places the organism in Eukaryota, Viridiplantae, Chlorophyta, Mamiellophyceae, Mamiellales, Bathycoccaceae. Bases 1 to 1047 code for a protein of 348 amino acids.